AAAGAAACCGAGGUCGGUAGCGGAAGUACGAGACAGCACUUGACACUACUUUUUUCCCGGCUCAAACAACAUUAUCAUGUACAUUGUUAUGCUGGCGCAGCAUGUCGCGGUAUAUGGCUGCAAGCCGUUAAGUAAUAAUCUUUUCAUCCUUUCUCGUUUUUCAAUCUUUUUAUCUUGCACAUGCUGCGAGCGUCUCCAGCUGCGUUAAGCGUUGCAUACGUUUUUAGAUACGGAAUGUAUGCAUUCGAGCGGAAGUGACCAUUGGAGCUUUCUAGACUCGUUCAGCAUAUAACAACCAACUCGGAACUGGCGCAAACCAUCGGAGCUUUCUAGACACCGGCAUUUUUUGGAAAAUGGCGAUGAGCGUGCGCAACGCCGUGCUGAGCACAUCCAGCGACUGGAGCAAUAAGAGCGGCAGUGUCCAGGAUGUCCGCGGCGUAGGGGCAGUGGGCGCGCGGGCCUCGCUGCACAGCACCCACAGCGGUUUGCACCUGGCCAAUCUCAGUGUGCCCAGUUUCCCGGCGCGCCGCAACAGCUCCUUCUUGCGCUACGAGGCCGCCAUGCGCGAGGCGGAGGAGCGGGUGGUGCUGAAUGUGGCCGGCAUGAAGUAUGAUGUUCUGCUGGGGAUGUUGUCCCGUUUCCCGGAUACAUUGCUGGGGAAUACCCUGCGUCUGCACAAACACUACGAUCCGGCGCGGGAUGAGUAUUACUUUAACCGGGAUCGGAUGUGCUUCGAAGCUAUUCUGCAGUAUUAUCAGACAGGUCUAUUGCGGCGGCCGCCCAACGUCCGUCUGGACAUCUUCGUGGAGGAGGCGCGCUUCUUCCAGCUGGGCGCCGACGCCUUCGCCCAGUUCUGCCAGGACGAGGGCUUCGAGCAAGAGAAACCCAAACCCCAACCCGCCAACCGCCUGCAGCGCGCCGUCUGGGACUUCGUCGAGCACCCGCAGUCCUCCGCCGCCGCCAAAUUCUUCGCCGUCCUCUCCAUGCUGGUCAUCGUCACCUCCAUCGUCAUCUUCUGCCUGGAGACCCUCCCGCAGUUCGAGGAGCCCGCCAACCGCACCAACUACGUCCCCAGUAACCGCAGCGCCCUGGCGGUCAGCGUCAGUCGGGGCUACGCGCAGUUCCGGGAGCCGCUCUUCAUCCUGGAGACGGUGUGCAUCGCCUGGUUCACCCUGGAGUUUAUAUUACGGCUGGCAGCCUGCCCGGAUAAGCGGCACUUUCUGAAACAGCCGCUAAACAUCAUCGACAUGAUCGCCAUCCUCCCGUACUACGUCGACCUGGUGGUGGUGCUGGUGGCGUUGCGCCGCGGGACGGACGCGGCGCGGGAGGGCGGGGUGCUUACCGUGCUGCGGAUCUUGCGGCUGGUGCGGGUCUUCCGGAUUUUCAAGCUGAGCCGGCACUCGCGGGGUCUGCAGAUCCUGGGACAGACGUUCUGGAUGUCCAUCCGGGAGUUGGGACUCCUCCUGCUGUUCCUGGGGAUCGGGGUGAUUUUGUUCAGCAGCGCGGUGUAUUAUGCCGAACAGGGAUACGAGGAGACGCAGUUCUCUAGUAUCCCCGAGGCCUUCUGGUGGGCCAUCGUCACCAUGACCACCGUGGGGUACGGCGACGUGGCGCCCAAGGCGGUGUUCGGCAAGAUGGUGGGGACGGCGUGCGCCGUGUCGGGACUGAUCGCCGUGGCGCUGCCGGUGCCCAUCAUCGUGGCCAACUUCAACACCAUCUACCAGAGGGAACGCAGCCGGACGGAGAUGGAGGAGGUGUUCGGGGACAUCUUCCAGGUGCCGGAGGCGGCGCCGGGCGAGCAGCAGGAGCUGACCAAAUCCGUCGACAAAGCGCAGUACACGCAUGCCACCCAUAACGGCCGCAAGGCCGACUUCCGCCGUGAGACGGCGCCCAUUCUGGAGGAGAACUCCCGCUGAACGGAAUUCCACCGGGAUGUCGCCAUUCCAACGAAAUGAACAGCGCCCGGAAUUCCGGGGAUAGUGGGAUAUUUAUAAUGUAUAAUUCGACUCUGACAAUUAAACGAGAAUAACAGCCACAGCGUUCUGCAUUAACACUGUGUCAGAAAUGUCCAGUUAGUGAUAUAAAACAACCGGUUUCGCUGUACUGCUGAUUAAAUAUGCCCGUUGAACGUGGGAAAUCGUCUAUUAUGUUAGACACGUCUCGCAGUUUAAUUUCAAUGAAAUUAUUGCGAUUAUUUGUUGGUAUUUUUGAAAAUGCUCUGUGACUUCUUUUAGCUCUUCUUAUUCUUAAUAAUAUGUAGAGAUUCUGGAUUUUAUAAACUAUUUUGUCGGGA
Paramacrobiotus metropolitanus is the source of this 2293-nucleotide messenger RNA. RefSeq names its product potassium voltage-gated channel subfamily A member 2-like. Gene Ontology annotation, biological process: protein homooligomerization; potassium ion transmembrane transport. Bases 354 to 1916 code for a protein of 520 amino acids. Gene Ontology annotation, cellular component: voltage-gated potassium channel complex; membrane. The transcript has 4 exons. Lineage: Eukaryota; Metazoa; Tardigrada; Eutardigrada; Parachela; Macrobiotidae. The record is from RefSeq and is a predicted model, not a curated record. Gene Ontology annotation, molecular function: delayed rectifier potassium channel activity; protein binding.